AGGCAACCCAAUUCCUUUCAUCUUCUUCUUCCCGCCGUCUUCUCCAUUUCGGCAGCUCAGUGUCGCCGCCGCCAUCUUUCUGCCCAAUUCCAGUUAUUGUACCACGAGAGAUCUAUGAACAUUCCAGGUUCACAUGAGGAGGAAGAUGAUCACGGUGAGGUCUUCCUCGACGAAGAUGACAUACUCCACGAAGUCCAAGUUGAUGAGGAAGAUCUUCCUGAUGCUGUUGAUGAAGAAGGCUAUGAUGAUGAAUAUGUUGAUGAGGAUGAUGAUUCAAUUCAUACAUUUACUGGCCAUACCGGUGAGGUUUACACGGUGGCUUGUAGUCCAAUCGAUGCCACAUUAGUUGCGACGGGUGGUGGAGAUGACAAAGGUUUUAUGUGGAAGAUCGGUCGAGGAGAUUUUGCACAGGAGCUUACCGGUCACAAGGAUUCUGUGUCUAGCUUAGCAUUUAGUGCAAAUGGACAACUACUUGCAUCAGGGAGUUUUGAUGGUGUUAUCCAAAUUUGGGAUACUUCAUCCGGGAAUCUUAAAUGCACUGAAGGUCCUGGAGGGGGAAUUGAGUGGGUAAGGUGGCAUCCAAGAGGACAUCUGGUUUUGGCUGGUUCUGAAGAUUCGACCGCUUGGAUGUGGAAUGCUGAUAGAGGUGUCUCUAAUAUAUUUUCUGGUCACAGUGCUUCAGUUACCUGCGGUGAUUUUACCCCUGAUGGUAAAAUGAUAUGCACGGGUUCUGAUGAUGCAACAAUGAGGAUAUGGAAUCCAAGAAGUGGUGAAAAUAUUCAUGUUGUGAGAGCUCCCCUUGGGCUGCAACCGGAGGAAUGGAUCGUAAGCUCAUCAUUUGGGAUCUUCGACAGUCGACGCCAGCACGAGGAUGGAGUAUCAUGUCUUACUUGGAUUGGCACGUCGAGAUAUCUUGCAACCGGGUGUGUCGAUGGUCGUGUUCGAAUAUGGGAUACCCUCUCUGGAGAGUGUGUAAGAACCUUCACCGGGCACUCCGACACCAUCCAAUCUCUAUCGGUGUCUGCCAAUCAUGAGUACCUUGUUUCUGUUGCUCUCGAUACUACCGCUCGGAUUUUUGAGAUUGCUAAGUAUCAUUGAGGGAAUAGGAUCUUUGUACUUGAAUGUGACAAGUUUCGAUCCCCAUUGUCGAUUCUUGUAUAAUUAUACAAUUUUAUACCGUUGUAUGUGUUCGUCUUGCAAGUAAUUGUAUGUAUAUUGUUGUCAGUGUUGUGUAAUUUUUAUUUUCAUUUAAGGGUUAGUCGAACCUAAGAUUUUUCAUGUAAUGGAUAAUGUAAUAACAUAAAUUACAACAAUUUUUUAGUUGCUUGUUCGG
Molecule: messenger RNA, 1333 nt
Organism: Cucurbita moschata (crookneck pumpkin)
Lineage: Eukaryota; Viridiplantae; Streptophyta; Magnoliopsida; Cucurbitales; Cucurbitaceae
Product: probable serine/threonine-protein kinase PkwA
Molecular function (GO): protein binding
Source: RefSeq, a predicted model, not a curated record